UUCACGCUUUACACACUUAGUUCCGCCCCCCAGUCGACUACAGGCAUUUGUAUGCUGAUGUGUCCGUACUGGAAUAUAGAUGUCUCUCGCCAUCAGUCGCUAGGAACACACAAAUACGAUGCGUCCACUAUGAACGCGAAAUAUGCUCUUAGAGUUUUAUCAUCUGAGGUCAAUGGAGGCACCGCAGGAAACUCAUCUGUAAGAAUAAAGCCUAGAUUUAUUCAGUGAUGUUUCUCUAUAUGUUACACAACUGAUGUUCCUCGUUAUGGAAAACAAAGAGUGAAAGACAAAAGACUGCCAGUUUAAACCACGGUCGACUCCUGUGAAGUAGAAUUCAAAGCCACGUCACGCCAUCAAGAUGUUCUCCGCUCUGAAGAAGCUGGUCGGUUCGGAGGCUCCUGUCCAGCAGCGGGAGAAGAACAUUCCUGCAGGACUGCAGUCCAUGAAUCAGAGUCUGCAGAGACGAUUUGCCAAAGGCGUCCAGUACAACAUGAAGAUCGUGAUCCGUGGGGACAGGAACACAGGGAAGAGCACACUGUGGCAGCGUCUACAGGGAGGGAAGUUCCAGGAGGAGUACAUCCCUACGCAGGAGAUCCAGGUCACCAGCAUCCACUGGAACUACAAGACUACUGACGACGUGGUGAAAGUGGAGGUCUGGGACGUUGUGGAUAAAGGCCAAAAAAUCCCUCUUCCUGAAGGUGUAGGCAGGGGGAAAAAGCGAGCAGACACCCUGAAGCUAGAAAAUGAUCCUCAGGAGGCUGAGAACGAGAUGGCCCUGGACGCUGAGUUUUUGGACGUCUAUAAGAACUGUAACGGCGUCAUCAUGAUGUUUGACAUCACAAAGCAGUGGACUUAUAAUUACAUUUUGCGGGAGUUGCCCAGAGUGCCGACCCACGUGCCGGUGUGUGUGCUGGGUAAUCAUCGGGACAUGGGCGAGCAUAGAGUCAUCCUCCCUGAUGACAUCCGAGACUUCAUCAACAGCCUCAACAGGAUGGAGGAAACCAGAGAGCCUGGAAGAACCCACGCAGACAGAAACGGAGCUCAGGACCGAAUCAGGGACACCGAUGCUGUCGUGACUCCUGAGCCACUUGGUUCUUCCUACAUCCACUACGCCGAGUCUUCCAUGAAAAACGGUUUCGGACUCAAAUACCUCCACCGAUUUUUCAACAUUCCUUUCUUGCAGCUUCAGAGAGAGACGCUGUUACGGCAGCUGGAGACCAACCAACUGGACAUCGAUGCCACACUGGAGGAGCUGACUGUCCAGCAGGAGACCGAGGAUCAAAACUACGAAAUAUUUUUAGAGAUGAUGGAAGCGCGUGCUAAAGGCCACAGAUCUCCCACCGACGCUAACGGUCAGAGCCCCUCGUCAGGCUCACAGUCCCCUGUGGUCCCAGCCGGUGCCAGCUCAACAGGCAGCUCCAGCCCCGGCACUCCACAGCAACCCCCCGUCAUCGGGCAGAACCCGCAGUUACCCUCCACCUCACCGCCUGUGGAUGCUCAGAUACCCGUCUCUCUUCCUCCAGCUUUCGUUCCGUCUCCGUCUCCUGCUCAGCAGCUGCAGAAACGCAGUUUUAUCUCCAGGCUGUUUGGCUCCACUGCUGCCCCUGAGACACCCACUUCUGUCCUCGAGACGGAGCCUGCCGCGUCACGGACCCCGGUCACGGUGCAGUGUGUGGACGACUUUGUGCCAGACGAAGGACUGGAUAAGAGUUUCUUAGAAGACAGCGUCGCCUCCAGCGCCAAACACGGCAUGAACAUCCAGCCCCAGCCGACCGCGAUGGACAGCGACAGUGACGGAGAAGGAAGAGGAGGGAACCCCAUGGUGGCAGGGUUUCAGGACGAUCUGGACCCCGACGAUGCUGCGCCCAUGCAGCAGCCAAGAUCCUCUGUCCCGAGUAAUGAUCUAAACAUCACCUUAUCCAGCGACGACGAAGAGACUGCAGCCAAACCUGUCGUGUCUAAAGAUGAAGAUCUGGAUAUCCAACUGGAAAGCCACCUGGAUGACUUCAGCUCUCUGGUGCUGGAGGAAAAACCCAAUCCCGUAAAGUCCCUGCCUUCAGUUCAGCCUCCGAUGAUCACAGAGCCUUCGAUCCUCACACCAACUCCUGUGCACGUCUCACACAAUCCGCACACACACUCGCCUUCCAAGCGGGGGAAAGCGAAAGGGCCUCUUUCUCAGGGAGGCGAAUCCUCCGAUACGGACCCCGAGGCUCCAGUGGCUCAGCAGAUGCUCUCCUUCGUUAUGGACGACCCCGAUUUCGAGAGCGAGGAGGACCUUGUGCAGAAAGACAAAAAGGACGGCGUCCGUAUCAGGUCCGACCUUCCAGACCUCUCGGACGACGAGCUCGUCCCUACCGAGCCGCUAAAAUCCACCGGACUCUCCUUCAAACACAAGAACGAAAGCGACCUUUUCGGCCUGGGCUUCGAGGAGAAAAGCGUUAAGAGCAAAGAGAGCAGCGACGAACAAGACGAAAAAGAAAGCAAGCACUCCACAAAAGAAAAGAAGAAAAAGAAGAAGAAGAGUAAAGAGGAUGAGGAGAAAAGCAUGAAGAAGAAGAAACACAAGAAGAAGGAGCGUGAGGAACCAGAAGGAGCCGGAGACGAGAAAGAGAAGAAAAAGAAAAAGUCCCGGAGCAGGAAAGCAGGAGAUCUGGAUGAUCUGGAGGCCUUCCUGGCUGGAGGAGCAGCAUCAGAAAAGAGAGAGGAAGGCGACUAUGAGGAGCUCUAGAGGAUGAAGCACGGCGGAUUUCUUUCUUUUUUUUUUUUUUUUUUUUAAUAAAACCUGCACUUCUGGUCUCGACAUGUCAUCGGCAUAUCAGCAGCGCAGUUCUCAACCUGGUCUGGUGUGUGGUGUGUGUUAAACAGUGAGAUGAUGUUAAAAGCCACUCUCGGGCUCUCGUGUAUCAUUUCCACCACGGAGGGGGGGGGAGAGAACAGACUCCCGUCACUCCGGCUGCAAUAAGUGGAGAAGCCGUCGAGAUCUCCUGCAUCCUGCAUCAAACUUUUUUCCAGGGUGAAGAAUCGACUGGCUACUUGCUUUCUACUGUAUCUGCCUUUUUCUGUUUUUCUUUUUUCCAUGUCCACUCCAGAAGUGAAUCAUUCGCCAUUGAUUUAGUAGCUGUUUUUUUUUUUUUGUAGGCGUGUGCUGAUAAUACAGGGGUUUAGGCAUAUUUCACAAUAUUGUUGACUUCAUUCUUUGCAAAUUAUGCAAACUCGUGUAUGUGGUCAUUCCGAGAGAUUCGCGUAGGCUUAGUUCCUCACAAAUUCAAAAUAAUGCUUUCAAAGGAAAUUAAGUAAUUAACGUUAUUUACCGCAUUAGCUAACGAUCAGACCUUUAGCCGGAACGAACCAGAAAUCGGACAAAACCAACCAGGAAGGAAGGAAUCGAAAGCUUAAAGCACGGUGUUCUAGGAACAUAAUCAAUGCACCGAUUUAGAUUUAAAAGUAAAGCGGUCUUAACAUCGAGUCCUGAGGUACACCUGCUGUUUCCUACACACGUUCUACUGACAUUUCUGUUAAGUGUUGCAUUUUAGCAUGACAAAUUACAGCGUAAUACUAAGUCAUACUGCGGUUACACUUAUGGUAAAUUUCCAACCUCUGAUUAGGACAAAUUUAUGAAAACAUCACCUCGGUUUGGAAAUUGAAAUGGCUCCUCGGGGCAUCAGCUUUAAAUGACUGUUAACUUUAACACCUUAACUUGAACUAUUAACACCUUAAUUUUCCUGUUUUGAGGGGCUAACGUUGCUAUGUCGCUCACAAUAACACUGUAACGUUGCUGGCGAGAUUUUCGCUAACAUAAACAACCAUCAAAACAUCGACGUUUUCUCUUUCUUUUAUGUUAUAUUGAAUGCGUCGUUACUACGUGCUUGAAUAUCAAACAUGCAAAGCAUUUUCCAAAAAUUACACGUAAAUUUUGUAAUUUUUUUUUUUAUUAUUAUUUCAUUCGAUAAAUCCUAACUAGCGACGACAACAUUGUGAAAAUAUCAGGAGCUAAAGCGUAAUAUCGGCACGUGCCUACUCGAUCAUAAACGCAUGACUCUUCCGGUCGGUGUUCAUGCAUGGCUUAGCGUUCUUUACUUACAUUUAGUUUUGGUGUAUAAUGUACGUGACGUGUGCUGUGUACUGUACUUUCUUGCCUGUGUAUUUUGUUUCUCCAUUUUCCAAAAAGACGUUCUUGUAGAUUUCAUUUGGAAUGAUAUGGACUUGCGAGGAUUUAUUAUUAUUAUUAUUUUUUUUAAAAAUGUGAUUCUCUGCUACUGGUUACUGCUAAAAUUAUUGGAAACCUAAACCUGUUUUAUAGGAAUAGUUCAGCCAAAAAUGCUAAAAAUGUACAAAAAAUAAAACACCUUUACUUCAGAUCAUCGCUAGUCGAUCAGCCAGGAGAAAAUUAGCUUAAAUUCUUUAGAUUUGCGCUGUCCUGGCUAACAAGUAAUGAAAGAAAAAUCGCACACAAAGUAACUCAUAUCACAGCUAAUAAAUAAUUAACGGUGGUCUGAUUUUGGAACGGAUCGACAUCAAGAUACGACGACUAGCUACAAAUGUAUUUCGAUUUUAUUUUAGUAAUCGUGUGACGCGGUAGCUCGAAGUAGCUUCUCUUAUUUGUUAUCGAUGUUGCAAAACUAAAAAAAAAAUAAAUUUCUUCAGACGUUUUUGGCUGAACUUUGUUCAGAAUUUGCUCGGCUCUCAGGUCGGUCAGCAUUCUGAAAUAUAUGUGGAGGUAUUUCAGACAUCCGGGCCACGGUCAAGUCAAGUCAAGUCAACUGCACUACCUGUAUAUAAAUAUGUUUUUAGUCACUAACGGUCGAGUCUAACGGGAAUUCUUUGUACUACCAAACACCAUAACAAACAAGUCAGAAAGGAUACGAGACGUUAAAUAGUCCCAUCCUUUGGUGAGACAUCAAACCGAGAGACGUUUUCUCCGUCGGCUCGGUCGUAGUCGAUCAGCCGACAUGCGUUUCGUUUUACUAACGGCUUUAUUUCCUAUUUCUUAAUUUACAUCGUUAUGUCCAAACAUUUUUCGCCCACGGUGACAUUUUGUUUAUGUUUAAAAGAUGAAAAUAAUGCUGAAUCGUCAUGGUUACAGUUGUGGAAUUUGUGUGUUGAGCUGCACCGCUAGUCAGUCUGAGCUAAUUCCUGAAAUCUUUUGUUACACAGACACAUUUACUCCGUCACCUGUGCGUUAAUUCGUAACACCCGAUACUAAGUCAGUCAACAGCGCAAAGUGGAUCCGUUUGAUUCUGAACGAUUUGCAUUGAAUGACAGGUCGAUUGUACAUUUAUAUGUAAUUUGAAGGUUUAUCAUGCCAGUUUGUUUAUCACGCAUAGUUCACACACUCUGUGUCUUUCUGUAUACCGGGAUGAUUAAAGAUCACUUCCGCUAGAUGGCACCAGAUUUCAAAAUCCAACUUAAAUUCUAACAUUUAAACCGUUCGACCAACUGUUUCCUUUUCCAUCUCUCCUCCGUCGUCAUGAACCGUGUCUUUAAUCCGAACAUCUCGACUUACAGUUCAAAAGCGUUUGAUAAAGCAGGAAAUAAAACGUGUGGACGCGUGUCGGCUCAUCCGCUAGAUUCGAGUGGAUUUAAUAUAGGGGUUUAUUUUUAUUAUACCGUUAAACCUCUUGCCCUCCGUAGCUGCUUCAGAGAAGGUCUGAAAAUGACCACUGUGGAUUAAAUCAUCAUCACGUAGGUAGGAAAGAAGUGUGAGAUCUUUCAGAAACACUGCAGUUCCAAAGACAUUUACAUUUCAGAUUUGAUGUGGUGAUGUGAGUUUUGCUUUUUCUGAUUCUCAGAAACAUUCUGCAUCACUGAGGACCAGUGGAGACACUUAUUAUUAUUAUUAUUAUUAUUAUUAUUAUUAUUAUUGUUGUUAUUGCUUUACUCCCUUAAUGCUUGAGACCAAACCUUGGUAAGUGCAAUGAAUGUUUCAUCUUUUUUUCUCUCUCUCUUGUGCUCUCUCUCUCUCUCUCUCUCUCCCUCUCUCUCUCUCUCUCUCUCUCUCUCUCUCUCUCUCUCUCUCUCUCUCUCUCUCUUUUUUUUUUCAUUGUUUUCUUUGCAAUGUUUUUGUGAUGAUUUUUUUUGGAACACUCCAAGAGACUCAAGAAAGAAAACUGUGCAUAAUGAAUUGAAUUGAAAACGACAGACACGCACACAGCUUUGGCUUUCGUAAGAAACAGCACUUUUGAACAGACCCACACUCACGACUGGCUUCCUGUCCGAAUUCAUACGACGUUAAACUGUGUGCGAAAACAAAACACAAAUAUAGCACGGACUUUCCUCCAUCAA
Tachysurus fulvidraco (yellow catfish) is the source of this 6282-nucleotide messenger RNA. It is a transcript of the gene rabl6b, whose product is annotated as RAB, member RAS oncogene family-like 6b. Gene Ontology annotation, molecular function: GTP binding. The record is from RefSeq and is a predicted model, not a curated record. Gene Ontology annotation, cellular component: nucleus; cytosol. The coding region runs from base 359 to 2728 and encodes 789 amino acids. Lineage: Eukaryota; Metazoa; Chordata; Actinopteri; Siluriformes; Bagridae. The transcript has 18 exons.